UUGUUUUGAAAGUUCUAACCCGGAAGUGGCGACAGUUCAGGACCCGGUGUUGUAAACAGAGACUUGUUUUUCGGUCAAGCUCUUCAGAAAUGGCCUCAGCCGGGGGGAUCCAGAUACCGAACCGUCUGCCGCUGCUGCUGACCCACGAAGGAGUGCUCCUGCCGGGCUCUACGGUCCGGUUCAGCGUGGACUCGCCGCGGAACAUGCAGCUAGUGGGCCAACGGCUGCUGAAAGGGACCUCCCUGAAGAGCACCAUCAUCGGAGUGAUCCCCAACACCAGAGACCCCGAACAGGACUCCGACCCUCUGCCGCCGGUUCACCAGAUCGGUACAGCAGGAAUCGCCGUCCAGGUUGUCGGCAGUAACUGGCCGAAGCCUCACUACACGCUGCUCAUCACUGGUCUCUGUCGUUUCCGGGUUUCCAGUCUGCUGAAGGAGCGGCCGUUUGUCCUGGCCGAGGUGGAGCAGCUGGAUAAACUGGAGCAGUACACAACGCCAACAGCAGAGGGCGCUACAGCAGAGGAUGGAGAACUGGGAGAGCUUUCUCAGAGGUUCUACCAGGCUGCUGUUCAGUUAUUAGGGAUGUUGGACAUGUCGGUCCCGGUGGUGGCCAAGUUCAGGCGCCUGCUGGACAGUCUGCCCAGGGAAACUCUGCCGGAUGUGGUUGCCUCGAUGAUCCGCACCUCCAACAAGGAGAAACUCCAGGUGCUGGAUGCAGUCAGCCUGGAGGAGCGCUUCAGGAAGGCUCUGCCCAUGCUGACCAGGCAGAUCGAGGGACUGAAGCUGCUGCAGAAAACCAGGAAAAUGAGUCCAGACUCUGACAAGAGGGUGUUGUCGGUGCGUAAGGGCGGAGUGUUCCCAGGGCGACAGUUCAAUCUAGACGAGGAUGAUGAGGGUGAGGAUGGCGACGACAUGGCGGCUCUGGAGAGGAAGAUCCACGGCGCCAGCAUGCCGGAAGCGGCACUCAGAGUCUGUCUGAAAGAACUAAAACGGUUGAAGAAGAUGCCUCAGUCCAUGCCUGAAUAUGCGCUGACCAGAAACUACUUGGAGCUGAUGGUGGAGCUGCCGUGGAGCAAAAGCACCAAAGACUGCCUGGACAUCCGAGCCGCUCGGACGCUGCUGGACAACGACCACUACGCCAUGGACAAGCUGAAGAGGCGCGUGCUGGAGUACCUCGCCGUCAGACAGCUGAAGACCUCACUGAAGGGCCCCAUCUUGUGUUUCGUUGGACCUCCAGGGGUCGGAAAGACGAGCGUGGGACGCUCCAUCGCACGGACUCUUGGCAGGGAGUUUCAUCGCAUCGCUUUGGGAGGCGUCUGCGACCAGUCGGACAUCAGAGGACACAGGCGGACGUACGUGGGCAGCAUGCCCGGCCGGAUCAUCAACGGCUUGAAGACGGUUGGAGUCAACAACCCGGUCUUCCUCCUGGACGAAGUGGACAAGCUGGGGAAGAGCCUGCAGGGAGACCCCGCCGCCGCCCUGCUGGAGGUUCUGGACCCGGAGCAGAACCACAGCUUCACCGAUCAUUAUCUCAACGUGGCCUUUGACCUCUCCCAGGUGCUCUUCAUCGCCACCGCCAACACCACGGCGACCAUCCCGCCGGCUCUGCUGGACAGGAUGGAGGUGCUGCAGGUUCCAGGUUACACGCAGGAGGAGAAGCUGGAGAUCGCUCACCGCCACCUGAUCCCAAACCAGCUGGAGCAGCACGGCCUGACGCCUCAGCAGCUGCUCCUCCCUCAGGACUCCACCCAGAACGUCAUCAGCAGGUACACCCGGGAGGCAGGUGUGCGCUCCCUGGAGAGGAAGAUCGGCGCCAUCUGUCGAGCCGUGGCCGUCAAGGUCGCUGAAGGUCACAGAGUGAAGGAGGCGACGCCCUCUGGGCAGGAACAGCAGCAGGAAGAUAAGGCGGCGCCUCCAGAGAUGCCCAUUGUGAUCGAUCAUGUGGCCCUGAAGGACAUCCUGGGGCCGCCGCUGUUCGACAUGGAGGUCUCUGAGCGGCUCACGCUGCCCGGCGUGGCUCUGGGUCUCGCCUGGACGCCGCUCGGCGGGGAGAUCAUGUUCGUGGAGGCCAGCCGCAUGGAGGGCGAAGGUCAGCUGACACUGACGGGUCAGCUGGGCGACGUCAUGAAGGAGUCCGCCCAUCUGGCCAUCAGCUGGCUGCGAGCGAACGCCAGGACCUACCAGCUCACCAACCUUGUGGGCGGUCCGGAUCCGAUGGAGGGGACGGACAUUCACCUCCACUUCCCCGCCGGAGCCGUCACCAAGGAUGGCCCCUCUGCCGGCGUCACCAUGGUAACCUGCCUGGCGUCUCUGUUCAGCGGCCGGCUGGUCAGGUCAGACGUGGCGAUGACCGGAGAGAUCACGCUGAGAGGCCUGGUGCUGCCGGUGGGCGGGAUCAAGGAUAAGGUCUUGGCGGCGCACCGAGCCGGCGUGAAGCGGGUCGUCCUCCCGAAGCGGAAUGAGAAAGACCUGGAGGAGCUGCCGGCCAAUGUCCGGGCCGACCUGGACUUCGUGAUGGCCGGGAACCUGGACGACGUUCUGAACGCCUCCUUUGACGGCGGGUUCCCAGCGAAAGCCGGGUCGCAUUCCCACCCUCAGAUCAGCAGCAAACUGUGAGGGAAACCAGCAGAGGCGGCCAUGUUGAAGAGAAACCAGCAGAGGCGGCCAUGUUGGAAACUAAUCAUAUCGAUUUAUAGAUGUGAAAUAACUGGAAGCUGCAUCUUUGAGUCAAAGCUGCUGUUCUUCCUGAAGACAUCUGGAUUUAUUUUUGAUGAAUUCAGUUUAUUAAUAAAAUAACAAAGUAGCUGGAAUGAGCUAAAGUGAAAAUUAAAUGACUAAUUCUAAGCCUUCAAUAAACAAAAUGUUGAAUUACUGAAGGUUCUUGGAUGGUUUAGCAGAAGUCGUGUUGGAAAACUCCUGAAAAACUUUUGAUUUAGGAACCUUGUAAGUCACUUGAAGACAUCUAAGUAAUUUAGUAUUUCAAUUACAUUUUACUAAAUCUGAGCUACGUUUACAUCGUUUCAUUUUAAAUUUCAGAAAACAUCUGAUUUAGUCAUUUUACUUGAUGCCGUUUUUACUUCAAGAGGAAAUAAAAUAUUUUUGUUGUCCUAAAGUG
Molecule: messenger RNA, 3114 nt
Organism: Poecilia reticulata (guppy)
Lineage: Eukaryota; Metazoa; Chordata; Actinopteri; Cyprinodontiformes; Poeciliidae
Gene: lonp2
Product: lon peptidase 2, peroxisomal
Biological process (GO): protein catabolic process; protein quality control for misfolded or incompletely synthesized proteins
Molecular function (GO): ATP binding; ATP hydrolysis activity; serine-type endopeptidase activity
Source: RefSeq, a predicted model, not a curated record